Oncorhynchus gorbuscha (pink salmon) is the source of this 1743-nucleotide messenger RNA. Its product is annotated as transmembrane protein FAM155A-like. Gene Ontology annotation, biological process: calcium ion import across plasma membrane. NCBI's taxonomy places the organism in Eukaryota, Metazoa, Chordata, Actinopteri, Salmoniformes, Salmonidae. The transcript is spliced from 3 exons. The coding region runs from base 517 to 1743 and encodes 408 amino acids. The record is from RefSeq and is a predicted model, not a curated record. Gene Ontology annotation, molecular function: stretch-activated, monoatomic cation-selective, calcium channel activity. Gene Ontology annotation, cellular component: plasma membrane.
UGGUGGCAACUUUACCCAGGUCCAAGAUGACUGUGGCCAUCGGGAGAAAAUAUCCAAGGCAUUCUGCCCAGAAACGGACUGGCAAGAUCAUCUGGCGUACAAUCAAAAGGCUUUUGAUUUCUCAUAACUGAAUCCGGGAAACAACAGUAGCACCGGCACCUUCAUCAAGAGGCUCGAAACAACUGGUCUCUCUCUGCGCGCGAGCACAACCCCAGAGAGCAGAAGAGAGGGAGCGGGGCGCGAGGCAUGCGGUUACAGAGGACGCGGUUUCCCCCCGGAGAGCCAUGGAGAACGGGGAUGCGGCAGCGCAAGGCUUAAUCUUAAACACCCUAAUUGGAUCGGAAUAGCACACCGACGGGGUAGGGCGGGAGAGGGGAGCGCCCAGGACCGAAGGCGGAACGGCAGCCCCACCGCUACCGAGGAUAAAUAACCCGAGUCCAUCUCCCCAAGUCAAUGAGUAGAGUGGCAGAGGAGCCCCCGCGGUGGAGUCAGCCAGAGCUGCGCUUUUCCUAAAAUAUGACCAGGGGUGCUUGGAUGUGUCGGCAGCAAGAUGACGGUUUAAAAAUCUGGUUUGCACCCCGAGAGAACGAGAAGCCAUUUACCGAGUCAGAGCGGGCCCAGAGAUGGCGCCUGUCGCUGGCCUCUCUUCUCUUCAUCACGGUCCUGCUCUCUGAUCACUUGUGGUUCUGCGCCGAGGGCAAACUGACACGAACCCGAGACAAGUGGCAGGAUAAGCAGCUCGCCUUUACAGACAUGGCCGAGUACCUAAACUCGACUCACCACCACCACAUCCCCUCCUCUGACUCCCGUUCCCCCCACAGCCCCGUAAUCAGAGAGCUAGAUGUUAUUUUUAUAGGGAAUUCUACCAAACCUCUAUGGCAACUGGACAUAUGUCACCCGGACAGCCUGUCUAAAGACUGCUUCACUUUCACGGACGCAGAGCCCGUGUGCCUUGGCCUCUCCGGGGGCGGGGAGGAGGGUACGCAUUCGGCGGGCGUGAAUCUGAGCGAUUUGUAUCUUUCUUUUUGUAAUUCCUACUCUCUUUUGGAUUUGUUUAGCGGGUUUACGAGUCCGGACAAUAUAAACUGCAGCCUGGAUGUAGCUGAGGGAGACACGCUGGGAUGCAGCAAGUGUGUUCGUGCUUACCAGCGCUUUGACCGGCAAGCUCAGGAGGACUAUCAGGAGUUUGAGCUGCUGGUUGAGAAAUAUGAGACGGAUGAAUACUCGGUCAGGACAUGUAUGGAAGAAUGCAAGAUGGUAUAUAAGCCCUGGCUGUGCUCGCAGUACUUCCAGACCACCCAGAUCCACUGCAGUAAGAGGAUCCCGUGUGCCCAGUACUGUCUGGAGGUACAGCAGAGGUGUCCCUUUAUCCUGCCUGACAACGACGAUCUCAUCUAUGGAGGAAGUCCCAGUUUUAUAUGCACAGGGCUGUUGGAGGAGUACCCUGGGGGUGUAGAGGCAGAGUGCUGUGAUGUCCGGUGGGACUUCCAGAUGGAAGCAGACAACAACCGUUCUCGGGGGACCCUCAAAAGAACUCACCCAUCCUGUCACCACCGAACCUCUCUCAGUUCCUCGGCCGCGUGCAGACUGUGCAACAGCCGGCUCAAACUCUGCCUGCUCGUCCUUGUUCUCCUGCACACUGUUGCCUCCCUCACCGCAUCCCACAAUGCAACGGGAGUGGGCUUGGGUCUUCCUGCCUCCCUCGCCCCUCUGGAGGAGAGUUCCCCCACCAACGAGGAGUGA